This is a messenger RNA of Chelmon rostratus (copperband butterflyfish), 3236 nucleotides long. RefSeq names its product serine hydroxymethyltransferase 2 (mitochondrial) (gene shmt2). Bases 82 to 1587 code for a protein of 501 amino acids. Gene Ontology annotation, biological process: tetrahydrofolate interconversion; protein homotetramerization; folic acid metabolic process. Lineage: Eukaryota; Metazoa; Chordata; Actinopteri; Chaetodontiformes; Chaetodontidae. The record is from RefSeq and is a predicted model, not a curated record. Gene Ontology annotation, cellular component: BRISC complex; cytoplasm; cytosol. The transcript has 12 exons. Gene Ontology annotation, molecular function: mRNA regulatory element binding translation repressor activity; protein homodimerization activity; pyridoxal phosphate binding.
CUUCGAACAGCCCCUUCAGAUCCUGUCAGCGGUGUGUCGCCUGGCUGUGCUGCUUCUUCCUCCGGCCUGAGAACUGGAAACAUGCUGUCCUUCGCUCUGAGACAACUCACACGGCCACUGUGCCAGCGAGCCCCAGUUCGCCUCAGUGUCCGUGGCCAGCAGUCCCACGCAGUCACCCACGCAGUGGAUGAAGAUCGUCCGUGGACGGGCCAGGAGAGCCUGGCUCAAGAUGACCCCGAGAUGUGGGAUCUACUGCAAAAGGAGAAGGACAGGCAGUGCCGUGGCUUGGAGCUCAUAGCAUCUGAGAAUUUCUGCAGCCGAGCAGCUCUGGAAGCUCAGGGCUCCUGUCUGAACAACAAAUACUCUGAAGGCUACCCAGGGAGAAGAUACUACGGUGGAGCAGAAGUGGUCGACCAAAUUGAGCUGCUGUGUCAGAAACGAGCACUGGAGGCCUUUGACCUGGACCCAGCUCUGUGGGGUGUCAACGUUCAGCCAUACUCUGGCUCCCCCGCUAACUUUGCUGUCUACACCGCCGUGCUGAACCCCCAUGACCGCAUCAUGGGCCUGGACCUGCCCGACGGAGGACAUCUAACCCAUGGCUACAUGUCUGAUGUUAAGAGGAUCUCAGCAACCUCAAUCUAUUUUGAGUCCAUGCCCUACAAGCUAAAUACUGCAACAGGACUCAUAGACUACGACCAGAUGGAGAUGACGGCCAAGCUGUUCCGGCCAAAGCUCAUCAUCGCUGGCACCAGUGCCUAUGCCCGCCUCAUUGACUACGCCCGCAUCAAGAAGCUCUGCACUGACAUUAAGGCCUACAUGCUAGCUGACAUGGCCCACAUCAGUGGCCUGGUGGCAGCCAAAUCCAUCCCCUCUCCCUUUGAAUAUGCUGACCUGGUCACCUCUACCACACACAAAUCCCUCCGAGGAGCCAGGGCUGGCCUCAUCUUCUACCGAAAGGGUGUUCGCUCCGUGGACAAGAAGGGGAAGGAGAUCAUGUACGACCUCGAGGACAGAGUCAACUUCUCUGUCUUCCCCUCCCUGCAGGGCGGACCUCAUAACCAUGCCAUCGCUGGUGUGGCUGUGGCACUCAGACAGGCACAGUCUCCCAUGUUUAAGGAGUACGUCACCCAGGUACUAAAGAACUCCAAGGCUAUGGCAACAGCUCUCCUCAACAAAGGCUACACCCUGGUGUCAGGUGGGACCGACAACCACCUGGUCCUGGUGGACCUGCGGCCUAAGGGCAUUGACGGGGCUCGGGCAGAGAGGGUGCUGGAACUCGUGUCAAUAACUGCCAAUAAGAACACCUGCCCCGGGGACAAGAGUGCCCUGACUCCUGGUGGCCUCAGGCUGGGUGCUCCAGCCCUGACCUCCAGACAGUUCAAAGAAGCUGACUUUGUGCAAGUUGUCGAGUUCAUGGAUGAGGGCUUCAAGAUUGCCUUGGAUGUCAAGAAAAAGACAGGAAAGCUCCAGGACUUCAAGAACUUCCUUCUUCAGGACCCAGAGACUGUGGCUCGCAUGGCUGAUCUGCGCCACCGCGUCGAAACUUUUGCCAGGCCCUUCCCCAUGCCAGGCUUCCACGACCAUUAGACAAGCCAAUAUAGAGUCAGGGGACGUAACAGCCAGGUUGCAGGAAGGAAGCUGACUGGACAAAAGUGUGCAAGGAGAGGGGUAAAAUGUCGUGGUAGUGAAAUGUGGUUGGUGCCUGUGAACCAGGAUGGCUCUUGAGUUCCCUUUUUUCCCCAAUCAGAUCUGGGAAACCACAUUUUUAUACUUCUUUGCAGUCAUCCAUCAAACAAUACUUGUAAAAGCAUGGCCUCCACAUUGAGGUAAAGAAACAAUAAACUUGGACCGAUUUUGUAGAGCUGAAGAACCUAUUUUUUAUUGCAUGUGAAAAGAUCUUUGUCAGUCAUCUUCAGAUAAUUUCUGUGUGUGGGAGGACAAAACAUGUCAAACGAUCAACAGCUCACAGUGUCACAGACUUGAUUAGUGUAUAAUUAGUUAUAUUAAUCAGACACACUGAAGAGUCUUAAUGCUGUAAAGGGUUUCAACUAAUGUCACACAUGUAUAUUAUAUCUUUACAUGGAGAUGCGUGCAUGAUAGCUCUCUACUGUCGUUUUUUCUGUUAAUGAAACCAGGUACACAAGGAGGCGAAAGGACGUGCUGCCAUACAAUGUUGUGCUGGCCUUUUUAUUUUUUGUGGGGUAAAUUCUGUUCUGAAAUCACAAAUGAACCCAAAAUGUUGUCAGAGUCUUACAUUUGAAAGUUUGCCCUUUAACUUUGUGUUGUGCAGCUUGCCUCUGUAGUACAAGGGUCCAAUCAAAUUACAGAGGCGGACUAAGUACUUUAAACAUCUUUUCAUUUACUAUAGUCCAAUAUAGCAACACUACAAACUGUGUUCACAAAUACUGUCUCACACACAAUGUAGACGAACGUCAAAGAUUCAAAAAGUAGAACUUAAUGGGAUUUGUUAUUAGACUGAAUUAGUGAAAAAUCUGUUUUUGAAAGUUCUUUUCUUUUUAGGCUGUUGGGAUUGCUUUGUCUUUCUUUCUUCCAGCAUCAAUAUCUGAUUUUAAUUGCUUUAUAUUUUGUUAUGACUAACAGAAAUGUCAUACUGGAUUAUUUCAUACUUUCCUUUUAAGUGCGUUUACAAAGAGUAUAUACUUUUCUAUUGUACUUUAAAAUUAGUUAACUAUGUAACUGCCAUCUAUUCACAUAAAAUCAAUAAGCUUUCCAACACCAGCUGAUUUGUUGUACUAGAGGAAGGAUAUAUUUAUAGUGCAGUCUGUUCAAGUGUCAUUUUAUCCACCUGGUGUUCAGUGAUGGAAACUGUGAAGCAUCUUAGGUUUGGUCAAACGUUUUCAGAGAAUUGUGUUGUCUGUCUGGUUCACAGAUUGGAACUGUUGUCAUUAUCACUGCAUCAGUGAGGAAGCAAGAUUUCUCUUUGUGAAAUGGUCUUAUUGAACUAUCGAGGACGGAGUGUUGAAAAUGGUGUGGUUACUUUCUUUGCACAGCUUCUAAAAUGAACCACAUCAUAUUAAGUAUUCACAUCAGAAUUUAUUGACAGCCAAUAGACUAGACUUUGCCAAAAUAUGCCGACAAGUAUUUAACUACAGUGUCUGUUUGUCAUCUCUGGAGUGUUGCCAGCCGGGGUGUAUCAACAUAAGUCUGAACCAACUUUUCUCUUACAGAACAUUUUUAUUAACAUUUAAUGAGUCCUAAUAAAAUAAGAUAAUGCA